AUGGCGGCUCCGUCCCCCGUCUAUCGUCCCCCUUACGACGGUUCCCCAUUUCACGACCUUGGUGUCACCGACGACAUGAUUCUCCAUGUGGCAGCCAUCUGUCGCUCUCAUAGAUUCACGCCCACCUUGAUCAGAGAUGCCGGUUUUGUUCCGUUCUUCGGUUUUCAAUAUGCCUACUGGCCCAUCCAGUACGAAGACGGUGUUAGGGUCUUUGUCAAAAUCCCGUUGAUGACCUUCUCAACAGCCGAAAAUAACCAACUGGUCUACACUAUCAUGGAAAAAGAACAUGAGAAUCUGCUGUUCUUGCAGAAUCGUGGUUUUCAAUGGUCCCCUCGCAUGCUUUACCACACCAUGGAGACGAACAAUCCUCUGGGCCACCCCUACAUGAUCGAAACUAUGCUUCCUGGAAAGCGGCUGGAGUGGAGCGACACGUCCCCCGUUGACAAGGUGAACCGAGAGAAAGUCCUGAAGCAAGUUGCCCAGGUCAUUUUUGACCUUGCUUUGCUGAAGCCUAAGCAAACCGAUCUUGGUAACACCCCUUGGAAGUGCCUGCAAGCCGCCAUGGACAAUAGGACGCGUGAGGCAAUUAGAGGUAUGGAUCGGGGUCUUGGGUUUACCAUCACUGGAUGUUUUGUCCUACAAAUUCUUGCCCGCAGACUCCUAGCGGGAAAGACCAACAUGGACUUUGUCCUGUCGCAUGAAGCCCUCCAGUCUCACAAUAUUUUCGUUGAUGACGACUUCAACGUGACUGGCUUCAUCGAGUGGGGGCUUGUCAGGCCUCUCCCGGUCCGUUUCGCCUUCCGGUUCCCUGCUUUCCUGCAUAUCAUGAACAAGCAGCAGCCGGCAAGCAUGCCUUCCGAUCAGCAUGCAUAUACCAGGGAGUUUCUCAAGGUCCCAGCACUCAUGAAGGCCGAGCGUGAGUGCUUCAUCGCCCACAUGCAAUAUGAAUAUGCAACACGGGCCAGUCCCUCUGCUAUCGGUCAUCUCUCACCUAAAGGAUGGGAAAUGAUGUGUUGGGACCUUGAGAACGUGGAUUGGAGCCAUAUGAUUCUGGAUGCAGUCCGGAGCUCCAGAAUGCAGCAGACCGUGGAAGAACAGCGGUUCCUCGUCGCUUGCCUCCCAGACUUCAAGGGCAAUGGCAUACACGAUGUGGUCAAGAAGGAAGAUAUCUGGGACGAGGCCUGGGCGUUUUUCUGCCGGAACUUCCAUUUUGUGCACCCGUGGGCGAAUGGAGAACGCACCUGUAAUCUGCUGCGGAUGGCAGUUCGGGCACGAUAUCCUUGGGAAUUCGUCGAGAUAAUGCUGGUGGAUGCAUUUGGUCCAACCCCGACUUUUGUCGACCACCGUCUUAACCUGCGCUAA
Messenger RNA from Penicillium cataractarum, 1362 nucleotides. Its product is annotated as protein kinase-like domain-containingprotein. The record is from RefSeq and is a predicted model, not a curated record. The transcript has 3 exons. Lineage: Eukaryota; Fungi; Ascomycota; Eurotiomycetes; Eurotiales; Aspergillaceae. Bases 1 to 1362 code for a protein of 453 amino acids.